AUGUCUGACAAGUCUACCAUCAACGUCAAGAACAUCGCCCCGUCCACCAGUGACGGCGAGAUUAAGGACUUUUUCAGCUUCUGCGGAAAGAUUUCUGAUAUCAAGGUCACCCAAGAAGGUGAGACCAAGACCGCUGAGGUCAUCUUCGACAAGGAGACUGCCAAGAAGACUGCUCUCCUUCUCAACAACACCCAACUUGGCCCCAACCACCUUGAGGUCACCAGCGCCAGUGCCGACAACGAUGACGAUGUCUCCCCUACCAAGAACAUUGACCGCGACUCCGACGAGAUCACCCAGGAGGAGAAGCCCCGCGCUCGCAUCCUGGCUGAGUACCUCGCCCACGGUUACGUCGUAGGAGAUGCCGCCAUCCAGCGCGCUCUCGAUCUUGAUGCCGUUCACAACGUCUCCAGCCGCUUCUUCUCCACCCUCCAGGGCCUCGACGAGAAGUACCACGCCACCGACCGAGCCAAGGCUACCGAUGAGAGCUACGGCAUCACCCAGCGUGCCAACAGCCUGUGGCUCGGCUUGAGCUCGUACUUCGAGAAGGCUUCCAACACACCCACCGGCAAGAAGAUUGCCAACUUCUACACCGAGGGCAGCCGACAAGUCCAAGAGGUCCAUGCUGAGGCUCGUCGCCUUGCUGACCUUAAGAAGGAGGAGGCUGGUGGCAGCGCUUACAAGGCUGCUGGUCUUGAGAAGGUUUUCGGUAAGGAGAAGACUUCCGGCACCGAAGCACCUGAGGCUGGCAAGGGCACUCUGGGCACAUCAGUUCCCGCUGCCUCUGCGGAGACUGGCCCCAAUGUGAGCGCCCCCGAGGGUGGUGAGAAGCACUAA
Molecule: messenger RNA, 834 nt
Organism: Fusarium sp. VM40
Lineage: Eukaryota; Fungi; Ascomycota; Sordariomycetes; Hypocreales; Nectriaceae
Source: the annotation of a GenBank genome assembly